Molecule: messenger RNA, 6853 nt
Organism: Equus quagga
Lineage: Eukaryota; Metazoa; Chordata; Mammalia; Perissodactyla; Equidae
Gene: ARHGEF7
Product: Rho guanine nucleotide exchange factor 7
Exons: 21
Coding region: 358-2769 (803 amino acids)
Biological process (GO): intracellular signal transduction
Molecular function (GO): guanyl-nucleotide exchange factor activity; protein binding
Source: RefSeq, a predicted model, not a curated record
GUGCGGCCGGGGGGCCCGGCGCGGGGCCGCUCAGCGCGGCGUCUUUUCUUCUCCUGGCAGUGAUGUCAUCGGCGGCAGCGGCUGGGAGCCGGGAGGCGGCGGCGGGGGCGGCGCCGGGCGGCCGCCGCAGGUUCAUGUGCAUGUAAUGAAAAGGCACUUGACAGUCGGCCAGGACGCACGCGAGGGAGCGCGAGCCGGCCGGACCGCGGCGCCGCCCGAGCCAAUCGCCGUCGCCGGCCUCUCCAUGGGCGAGCAGGAGGAGGGGGCGGGGGGCGCAGCCGGCCGGGCCGCGGCCGCUCCGAGGUGAACGGCGCCGAGACGGGCUCGCGGCGCGGGGAGGCCGGGCGCGCCGCCGCUAUGAAUUCCGCCGAGCAGACCGUUACGUGGCUCAUUACCUUGGGAGUGCUGGAGUCGCCCAAGAAAACCAUCUCGGACCCGGAGGGCUUCCUGCAGGCGUCCCUGAAGGAUGGGGUGGUCCUCUGCAGGCUGCUGGAGCGCCUGCUGCCCGGGACCAUCGAGAAAGUCUACCCGGAGCCCCGGAGCGAGGGCGAGUGCCUGAGCAACAUCCGCGAGUUCCUGCGAGGCUGCGGGGCCUCCCUGCGCCUGGAGACGUUUGAUGCAAAUGACUUGUACCAGGGGCAGAAUUUUAACAAGGUCCUCAGUUCCUUAGUGACUCUAAAUAAAGUAACAGCAGACAUUGGACUGGGAAGUGACUCCGUGUGUGCCCGGCCCACAUCUCACCGGAUAAAGUCUUUUGAUUCCCUGGGAUCCCAGCCUUCUCACAGUCGGACUUCAAAAUUGUUCCAGGGCCAGUAUCGAAGUUUGGACAUGACCGAUAAUAGCAACAAUCAGCUGGUAGUAAGAGCCAAGUUCAACUUCCAGCAGACAAAUGAAGAUGAGCUUUCUUUUUCGAAAGGAGACGUCAUCCAUGUCACUCGAGUGGAGGAAGGGGGCUGGUGGGAGGGGACGCACAACGGCAGGACUGGCUGGUUCCCCAGCAACUACGUGCGAGAGAUCAAGCCCAGCGAAAAGCCUGUGUCGCCAAAAUCCGGAGCGUUGAAGAGCCCUCCCAAAGGAUUUGAUACGACUGCCAUUAACAAAAGCUAUUAUAAUGUGGUGCUACAGAAUAUUUUGGAUACAGAAAACGAAUAUUCUAAGGAACUUCAGACUGUGCUUUCCACCUAUCUACGGCCUUUGCAGACCAGUGAGAAGUUAAGUUCAGCAAACAUUUCAUAUUUAAUGGGAAAUCUAGAAGAAAUAUGUUCUUUCCAGCAAAUGCUUGUACAGUCUUUAGAAGAAUGCACCAAGUUGCCUGAAGCUCAGCAGAGAGUCGGCGGCUGCUUUUUAAAUCUGAUGCCACAAAUGAAAACCUUGUACCUUGCGUAUUGUGCCAAUCACCCAUCUGCAGUGAACGUUCUCACGGAGCACAGUGAGGAGUUGGGAGAGUUCAUGGAGAUGAAAGGUGCCAACAGCCCGGGGAUUCUUGUGCUGACCACUGGCCUCAGCAAGCCGUUCAUGCGCCUGGAUAAGUACCCCACGCUGCUCAAGGAGCUCGAGAGACACAUGGAGGAUUAUCAUCCAGAUAGACAAGAUAUUCAGAAAUCCAUGACUGCCUUCAAAAACCUUUCAGCCCAGUGUCAAGAAGUACGGAAAAGGAAAGAGCUGGAGUUGCAGAUCCUGACAGAAGCCAUCCGGAGCUGGGAGGGAGAUGACAUUAAGACCCUGGGCAAUGUCGUUUACAUGUCCCAGGUCAUGAUUCAGUGUGCCGGAAGUGAGGAAAAGAAUGAAAGAUAUCUUCUACUCUUCCCGAACAUUUUGCUAAUGUUGUCUGCCAGUCCUAGGAUGAGUGGUUUUAUCUAUCAGGGAAAGCUACCAACGACAGGAAUGACAAUCACAAAGCUUGAGGACAGUGAAAAUCAUAGAAAUGCAUUUGAAAUAUCAGGGAGCAUGAUUGAGCGGAUAUUAGUGUCAUGCAACAACCAGCAAGAUCUUCAUGAAUGGGUGGACCAUCUACAGAAGCAAACGAAAGUCACAUCUGUCGGCAACCCCACCGCUAAGCCGCACUCUGUGCCGUCUCAUACCCUCCCCUCCCAUCCGAUCACCCCAUCCAGCAAGCAUGCGGACAGCAAGCCGGUGCCACUGACCCCUGCCUACCACACGCUGCCCCACCCCUCCCAUCAUGGCACUCCACACACCACCAUCAACUGGGGGCCCCUGGAGCCUCCGAAGACCCCCAAGCCGUGGAGCCUGAGCUGCUUACGACCCGCACCUCCCCUCCGGCCCUCAGCCGCCCUCUGCUACAAGGAGGAUCUCAGUAAGAGUCCCAAGACCAUGAAAAAGCUGCUACCUAAGCGGAAGCCUGAGCGGAAGCCUUCGGACGAAGAGUUCGCGCUGAGGAAAAGCACAGCUGCCUUGGAAGAAGAUGCGCAGAUCCUGAAAGUCAUCGAAGCUUACUGCACAAGCGCCAAGACACGGCAGACGCUCAAUUCAAGUUCACGCAAAGAAUCUGCUCCACAAGUUUUGCUUCCAGAAGAAGAGAAGAUUAUAGUCGAAGAAACUAAAAGUAACGGUCAGACAGUGAUAGAAGAAAAGAGUCUUGUUGAUACUGUCUAUGCAUUAAAGGAUGAAGUCCAAGAGUUAAGACAGGACAACAAGAAGAUGAAGAAGUCUCUGGAGGAAGAGCAGAGAGCGCGCAAAGACCUGGAGAAGCUGGUGAGGAAGGUCCUCAAGAAUAUGAACGACCCCGCGUGGGACGAGACCAACCUGUGAGGGACGCCCUCCGUUCCGCCCUGAAGGCCGGCUCUGAGCCCAGGCCGCCGGCCCCGCGGCCCCAGCUGGGCAGGGCUGGACCAAAGCCAUCUUCCUCUGCAUGGACAAGCUGGAGUUCAUCACACACAUAGGAGCGGCCACACUGUCCUGAAGAAUCCAAACACGAGGUGUAGACCCUGAGGACUGAACUGCAUUACCUGACUCUGUUAACAUCGCAAUUACCUCAUUUUGCAAUAAGUGCAGUGACUGACUACAAGUCCUGGUCCUUCAGGUUUUACUGAGUAGAUAGAAAUAUCAUACAGACGUGUUUCCUGUAAAUGCUCUCUUUUGAAUGCGUAUCCACGACUCUGCUGUCAGGGCUGAUGCCCGUCCAAGAAUUCCCUUCCCACUAACCGCCCUGGUCCGCGGACUGGAGCCGUGUCCACACACUCCAGGGAGCAGGCCGUGGAGGGCCGGGGGCUCUCGGUGGAUGCCCGACUUGUUCUCCGCAGCGCUCCGGGAGGAGGCUCCUCAGCAUCGCACCUGAGGGUGCCUGACGGACUGACCUUACUUAUGUCUGCAGAGAUACUUAGUACCGUUUGAACGUCUUCUGUGAAAGCCGUGUCGCAGUCCCCGGCCAGCAGUGGUCCCCAGGGCCGCGCUCUGGCCGAAUGAGGGAGCGUCUGAGCCUCAGCCAGGAGUCGGAGUUGUCACACCCCCACCUCCGUGUCCCCCUCCGGGUGCACACUCUGCCUGCCUCGUGUGAAUACUGUCAGCAUCGGGGCGUCCUCACAGCCUCUGGGACAUCACAGACUUGUAUGCUCUGGGCCAGGGUGAUCACUUGACAAGGUGGGCUGUGUUGUCCUCCCCUCAAAAGAGAAAGCUUCACUAGGACCUGUAAAUAAAGUGUGUUAUUUAUUACAUCUCACUGCAGCUGAUGAAGACGAGCCAGGGUGACCGUGAGCUGCCCCGAUGGGUGGGCUGCCUCUGUCGGGCCGAUGUGAGCUCAGAGAUCUGCUUGCCAUCAGGGCACAGCAAGCACUGCAGUCACGCAUCGCUUAAUGAUGGGGCUACGUUCUGAGAAAUGAGCUGGUGGGCAGUUUGGUGGUUGUGGGAACAUCAUAGAGCGCACUUAGACAAACCUAGAUGGUACAGCCUGCUGCCCGCCUAGGCUGUGUGGUGCUCACCUUAUGGGACCACUAUCGUGUAUGCAGGUCUGUCAUUGACCACAAUGUUGUCAUGUGGCGCGUGAGCUGCUUCAGCACUCGCUGGAGAAAAAAGUGUUUCCCUCUUUCUGCAAGAAUAAAGCAAUAUAAUUCUUCAAUUCCACCUAAGUAAUGCAAGUGUAACGUGGGUCCAUCCCCCCAGUCCAAAUGGAGCAGGAAUCCUGUCCCAUCCCGGCUCCGCGGGGCAUUCGAAGCCACAGCAGCCCCUGGCAGGCGGCUCAGCCAUAGAGCCCAGCCUCCGCUCUGCCUCAGAGACGGCAGUGAAGGCACAGGAGCUUGCUGUGCGUUGCCCUUCUCUGAAGAGGUUGAUUUUAGAGCAAGAUAAGCUUUUUCACAGAGCCACUGUUACAUCUUUAAAAACCAAACUUGCAGUGCCGUGCAUUAGAGACUUCUCAGAACUACCCAUUUGGCAUCAGAUGUGACUUUCAGUGACGUGAUCUGUUGGUCAGGAGACCCUUUCACUGCAUCAGAAUCUUCUGGUGCCCUUGAACUGGGCAGCUUUGGAACUGGCGGUGGUCUGGUUUCCCCCGUUCUUGUUCCUUGGGCCUGCUGAUCAGUCUCUGCCUGCCUGUCUCCCGCGGUAGGUCGGCUGCUUGAGCCUGGCCCCUCCCAGCUCUGUGCUCAGCAGGUGUCUGGGGCCCAGCAUUGACCUGCCCACACUAGACCUUUCAACCAGAAUUGCCAACUUCCUGUACUUAGCAUUUCGUUCAUUAGUGCUAAGACUAGAGAAGAUUUUUUUUUUGUAAGUCCUAUUUUUACAUUUUUUGUUGAUGCAUAAGACACUGCAGUGGAAAACAGUUAAAUCUGAGUGUACUGAAGUUUGCUGUCUUAAGCAAAUUUUAACUCAGGAACAACAUUCAUCGCCUGAUCCCUCCCUCACUUUGGGAUGGGUGAUGUUGCCGUCAGCAUCCCCGGAUGGGUCUCAGAGGAAACCUGCCUUAACGGUUGACGCACUGAGUGAGAGCGCUUGUGUGUCCCGUCCCUCCCCUGAGCGGGGCGGCUGUCGGGAUGCUUGUGGGAUGCAUUACCUUUUCUUCAUGUGGACCCAGUAUUUUACUUGGCUUUUAGGGAGCAGAGAAGAUGCACCUGAGAGCAGUUCUACACACCUGCCCUGUUGUGAGCAGACCGCAUCCGUUUCUCCAUGUGACCUUCUGGGGGGUUGGGAAUUGAUGGGGAUGUUAGAAAGGGGCACUGUUCACCCUAGGGGCCACUGCUCUGCUCUCACCCUUCACGCACGAGGAGACAAGCCAUUUCCUGUCCCGAGAUAUGAAGCACUUUCAGUUCCACGUGAUGUUGCGAUGUGGCGUCAGAGACUGUCCAUCGUGCUUUGCGGUGUGUGUGCCUGCCCAGGUGCGCCCGAGUCCUGGACGUUGAGUGCCUCCCGGCUGUGUGCGAGCUUCCCGAUGCCCCUCACUUCUCCACUUUCCUGGGACACGCAGAGGCCACCUGUACAGCUGUGGGACACUUCACGAAAAUGCUACAGACGGUGUCCUGGCAUUGACUACUCAUGCUACAUUGUAAUUAUUAAACUGAUGACUUUUCUUACGUUACAAAUACAUCACGUUAUCCUCCAUGAUGUGUUUUUGGUGUGCAUGUCACCUUCACACUUUCUUUUGACUUUUUUAUAUUUUUAAAUUCUGGUGUGAGUUUUUGACACUGGAAAAUAUCACAUUUGCCUUGAAAAUCUUGGGUUUGGGAAUAUUUGAAGAUAAAUAAGAUUAAAAAAGAGAAAAAGUCGAGGCGAGGAAGAGCUGACCCUGCUCGGUGCGCCUCCACUUGUCUGCCUUCGUGGAAUGGUGGCUUUCACCCUUCAGGAUGCUCAGUAGACCGUGGUGAGGGGUUGAAUAAGUGAAAGCAUUUUUAAGAUUCCUGUGGGGUCCUUGUAAGAAAGUCAUAUGACAAAAGAGAGGUGCUUGUCUGUCCGAACUGCGCCUGUCCCUGGCACUCCCUCCAGGCAGGGCCACGGUCCAGCUCAGAGGGCUGGAGAUGGUACUCAGGGAAGAGAGGGGAGUGUCUACGAGUUCCCGCAGCAUGUCCCUUCCCCUCCCAGAACUCCCCGCUUAGACCUAAGGAGCUGAGCAUAGCACAGUCACUGUUGCCACUAUAGUUUUCUGUUCGGUAACAUCGUAACCACCACUUUGUCAUCCUUCUACCAGAGUUUUGGGAGAAUUGGUAGGUAUCUUGCAGAAAAAACAGUCUUUCUUGAUGCUUGUAUAAGUCGGUCCAUGUGGUGGUUCACAUUUUUCAUAGUCCCAGAAGAAAUUCUCCCUUGGCCUCCAGAACGCAAGCCUGCGAGGUAGUGAGGACCUACAGUGAGGCCAGCCCCCGCAGCCGUGAACGCUGGCGCGUCCCAGCCGAGCGCGCCGACCUGCGAUGAGGGAGCCCUCGCUGGGCGUGGGGUGGUGGGGUGUCUCUGGAAGGGGGGCCUGAGGACCAGAUGAAGGCACCGCUGCCCAGUGCGUCCAUGCGCCUGGCUCGCCUCACAGCCUCUCUGGGUGGAGUGACUGUUGCACCAGCACCUAGCCACCAAGAACCAAAAUGCAGCGUGUAUCCCAAGUGUGGAGGGUUCCCAUCGUUUCAGGCUAAAGCGAGUGGGCAUUCAAAAAUGCGCUUGUGUUGGUUUGCAUUGUGAAGGGCAUGUGUGGUGCCUUCGAGACCUCUAAUUCAAAUCGUUCAUGUGCCAGGGGCAGUUUAGGCAUUUAUAUUUAUAUUUUUCUUGCCCGUCUGUAAUUACAAAUUUCUGCUCAUAGGGAAGAUACAAACCACACAAGGAUACAAAGUAAAAGCGGGCAUCCCUCUCGCACCCCCCCCCAAAGUGGCUGAUGUGACGUGUCUUACUCGUUCUUUUGUUCUGGGCAAAUGCAGAUAUGGGGGGGCAG